ACGGUUGGCCUGAUCGAACAAGGAACAUCCGCAGCCCUUGGGGACCCCACUAAUAAUCCUAGAAGUAGGUCGUGGGCUAAAGGACACAUUUGACUUUAGGAUAAAUUUCCCCACGAUAUUUAGUGCGUGUGGGUCACAGGUCAUAGCAAAAGAUUUCAUCCGUGCCAUUAAAGUUAGGUUUUCGAUGAAGAUAGAAACUGGUUUGCAAAUUCUUCUUAGUAACAUUUCCGGCGGCCAUUUUGAUAUCGGGUCAAGAAUGUGCAAAAUUUCUUAUCGCGAACGGUGAAGGAAAAGUGCAUCAUAGUAGCUGAGGUUUAAUGUGAAGUUUGAUUUCGAAAAUAUUGUUCAGUCCUUCAUUCGUCCUAGUGUGCCUUGUGUUUUUCCUUUAAACUCGUGGUGCGGUACUGUCAAACUUUUAGAACCAUUCAAAAUUCGCGUGGUGUCAAGUAAUCGCACUGAAAUGAGAAGAUCUUCGCCUUCGUAUCCGGGCGUUGUGACCAGUUGUGGCAGUGCAGUGAGUGACCAAUAUGAUCCGGAUCAGGUGGAUUCGAGUUUGGAAAUCCGACAGCUAAAGCGAAAGCACAGUGAGGAAAGGUUUCUGCCCUACCAUUAUCAGGGAACUGGCCAAUCUAUUCACAAAGUUCGAAAGGAAAACAGUUUUCCGCUGCAUGAUGAGGAUCAUUUUCACGGAUUCGGACAGGCAUUUCACGGUCCUUCGUCCGAAUAUCCGAAUGUCCUUGCGGCAAGUGAUGGAAACAAUAAUCAAGACCACCUGCCGCAGGAACAACAUCCAAUGGGCUAUAUUUAUGAAGUUUCCAGCGGACAGAGUGUGCCAGUCAUUCCCGUUCCGCACGGACAGCUCGGCAUCCAGGAGCUUCCAAACUCGAGCAACGGCAUUGUCCUGACUGACAUCAGCUCGUCAACUUGGACCAGCACUCAGGAGCUGUUAGAUUUGGACCGGAAACCAGCCGUGACGAUGCAAACCGAUAGUCACAGUCAUUUUCCCAUCACCAGUGCCGAUCAUCAUCAUCCGGGGCAGCAACGUCCACCGACGGUUCAUCAUCAUCCGAACCAUCGGCAGCAGCACCACCAAAACCAUUCGCAUACGCAAUUGUACGAUCCACAUCCUGUCCACUCGCAUCCGUAUGAAAACAAUGGCCAUACGAAGACUCAGGAGUUGACAAUCGUGACGUCCAACUGUGACAGCAGGACCCCUACCAUCGGGGCUGGUACUGCUUCUGGUGCUGCUGGUGGUGGUGGUGCAGGUGGAAAUGGUGCGGUCAAUAGUGGCACGCGAAGGGUGCUGCCGGCAGCGACACCCGAAACUCCGGAAGACAUUGAGGAUAAAAAUCUGUCUUGGCUGUUCAAUUUCAAACUGGAAGAUUUACCACAUUUAUCACCGGAAGCCAAGCGUAAACAAGGUCCGCGAAACGUCGGUUCCGGUCACAGCGGUAACGCGGCCGCCAGUUCUUCUGCUGCACAGGUUGGAAUAACCGAUUUAGAGCAUCGUCCGGAUUCGGUGACUGUCGGCGGUGGUGGUGCCAUCGAAGAAGAUGAUAUAAAUGUGGCUGAAAACGUGACCAUCGAAAACACUGCUACAAAGAUAACCAAGAAGCCACCUUUCACCUACACGGAACUCAUCGAGUACGCCUUGGAGGAUAAGGGGGAACUCACGGUAUCCGGAAUCUACCAAUGGAUCUCGGAUCACUUUCCGUUCUACAAAUCCAACGAUGAUCGGUGGAAGAACUCCGUCCGGCACAACCUAUCAAUCAAUCCGCACUUCCGUAAGGGCAACAAGGCUCCGCAAGGUGCUGGUCACCUGUGGACAAUUUCGAGCCGUGAUUCAGAAGCCAACUUCCUUGCGUGGGAACAUAAACGUCAACGGUUGGAGCUGUUCUUCAAAAUGGAAGCCGCCAAUAACAAAAGCUCUCGGGAACCACCUCCCGGUUCACCGAGUCAGGAAGAAAUUGCGGCUGCCACCGCCAGUUUAGCACAGUACGAACCCCAUUCACCUGGGCAUGGAUCAAUUUCUGAGUCGAUUGAUUUCCGCAAUCCUCAGCCUGGACCGUCCAGUCUACAUCACCCGCUGGGACAGCAAUCAAUGUAUGCCAACAAUCAAUUUGAGGUAGUUCAAAGUGAGGAGCUGAAGCGGUCCGCCGGUGAGAUUCUGAAUGGAAUCCGUCGUAACGUGGAGGUGCAAAUUGUUCAUCCAAUCAGUUCGAAUAAUUUUCAGGCCUAUGCUCUGUUAGAUUCAGAUUACUAUUUAGCCGAUUACCUGAACCCGGUAUCCAAGGAGGAAAUAGUUCAAGAGUGCGGACUACGAUCGGUUGCCGGGCACCGGCCAGAUGCCGCUCCCGGAGCCGAUUACUACAUCACAACGAUCGAUCCGAUCGAGCUCGGGAUCAACAUGAGCUCCGGACAGGACGAAGAUCAGAUUCUGUUCGAGGAUGAUUUCAAUCUCAACUACUUCGGUAACAAUAUCAUGACUUGACGGCGAAUUCAAGCCAACAACAGUGGUCUGCAGCAGCCGGUGCAGACGUGUGAAGUACUGCCGCCGGAAGUACCGGCGGUUCCACUAGGUGAAGGUUUCUCAGUUUCCGCUGAGGAAAAUGCAGGGUGUCUGGGAAGGGGUCCCGAUUGAGACAGGGACAGAGACAGUUUGCAAAAGAAGUUUACUACAAAAGAAACUCUAGUCGUUUGAAGUGAGGCAAUAUUAUUACGAUCUUGUUCGAGUGAUUGUUUGUUUGUUUGUUUGUUUUUUGUCAUACAUUUGAAUAUUGAACUAAUCAUGAUUGAAAUCGUGGUACUAAUCAUGUAAAUAACGUUUAGAUUGAAAUGGGAGU
Malaya genurostris is the source of this 2843-nucleotide messenger RNA. RefSeq lists its product as uncharacterized. Lineage: Eukaryota; Metazoa; Arthropoda; Insecta; Diptera; Culicidae. The record is from RefSeq and is a predicted model, not a curated record. Gene Ontology annotation, molecular function: cis-regulatory region sequence-specific DNA binding; DNA-binding transcription factor activity. The transcript has 7 exons. Gene Ontology annotation, cellular component: nucleus. The coding region runs from base 461 to 2491 and encodes 676 amino acids. Gene Ontology annotation, biological process: regulation of DNA-templated transcription.